ACAUGGUUUCUCCCUCCCAGAAGCCUUCAGUUAGUAACAACAUGGCGGCGCCCGGUAGGCACGUAGGGCAUUAUAUCCAAAGAAACAGUCGGGUUUUGCUUAAUAAUUUCGAACAGCUAUGGAGUCACAGGAAUUUUGGUUGGACUUCAGCUCUGCGACAACAAGCUGCAGAAGCUAAUAAAGAACCUACAGAUACUAUCGUCAUCCCCAGGAAGAAAACAUGGAGCAAAGAGGCGGUGCUGGAGGCUCUGUCUUCCACUGUGGGCAGGGAUCCUACAGCAUAUCCCUACAACUUCCAGGAUGAUCCUUUCCUCUCGCCCAGGACAGUUAAUGAGUUUAAGUUGUACUCUCUCUCUAAGGAAUCUGGCAGAUCUGCAGCCAAAUUCUUUAUCAACAAUAAUCCCAAGUAUUUCACCACAGACUUCGCUGAACCACAUAUACCGUGUCUGAUGCCAGAGACGGUGUCACUGCUCCUGGAGGAUGUGAGUGAGGAGGCGCUGAAGGAACGAGUCCGCCUGAGGAAAGUUACAGCUGCUGUUGAAAUGUACGACCAGCUCCUGCAGUCUGGCACAGCGGUCUCUAUGGAUACUACCUAUGACCUGUUGGACCUGAUCUGUCUGUACUGUGACAGAGACCCUGUGGAGGAGGGGGUGCCGCAGUCAGAGGACAUGGAGGAGCCUGGGGAGGAGGUGAAGCAGGGCCAGGGGACGCCGCGCCGGGCCUCAGACUUCAUGAAGUUCAGCUGGAAGGAGAACAACAACGCAGAGCGGAUCUUCAACCUGCUGCCAGAGAGAGACACACGCUGCUACUCGGCUCUGAUCAGAGGCAUGGUCAUGCACGGAGCCCACGCAAAGGCCUUCAGCAUUUACACAGACCUGCUCAACAACAGACUGACCG
Gymnodraco acuticeps is the source of this 897-nucleotide messenger RNA. RefSeq names its product pentatricopeptide repeat domain-containing protein 3, mitochondrial-like. The annotation marks the transcript as partial. Gene Ontology annotation, molecular function: ribosomal small subunit binding; rRNA binding. Gene Ontology annotation, biological process: mitochondrial translation. The transcript is spliced from 10 exons. Gene Ontology annotation, cellular component: mitochondrion. Lineage: Eukaryota; Metazoa; Chordata; Actinopteri; Perciformes; Bathydraconidae. The record is from RefSeq and is a predicted model, not a curated record.